AUGGAAACUUCAUAUUUGUACCAUUUUACCUUGUUUUGUAUUCAAUUGUCAUCUUAGAACUGGUGAUUUUUAUGAUGUAAAAACUGAAGCAGAAAGGAAAACUUCUAUUUUUACAACUUACGUCCCAGCCUGGUGCUGUGAUGGCAGAAAGCAUUUCAUUUUUCUGAGUAGAAAUCAUCACUUUGGGAACUCUUCUGAAUUGUGUGUCACCCUGAAGAUCCAUGUACCUGUUCCAAAGCAGAUAUAAGAGGAAUUUACAUUAUGUCUGGAGUCUUUAAAAGAUUGCCCAGUUUUCUGACAUAUAUUCUCCUUCUAUUACAGCCUAAAGAAGUGAACUAUGAAGUUCUACAACUGCAUGUUGUUGUUGUCCCUGGUACUAUGUGUCAGUGCCCAGAACUGGUUCACUGAUGCUGGAUCAUUCAUAAGGGAUGCUUAUCGAGGCGCUGAGGAUAUGUGGCGUGCAUACAGCGACAUGCGGGAGGCGAAUUAUAAAAAUGCAGAUAAAUAUUUCCAUGCUCGUGGGAAUUAUGAUGCUGCCCAAAGAGGGCCUGGCGGUAAAUGGGCAGCAGAAGUUAUUAGUGAUGCUAGGGAAGGUUGGCAGAGUGACGUUAGUGGCAGAGGAGCCGAAGACACACGUCAAGACCAGGAGGCAAAUGCAUGGGGCAGAAGUGGAGGAGACCCAAACCGUUACAGACCAGAGGGCCUUCCCUCGAAAUACUAAUGCAGCCUGUAAUACUUUACAAUGGUUCCAUUUUUCUAUCAGCUGUGCAAAACCACAAUAAAUAAAACCUUAAAUUUC
Messenger RNA from Dermochelys coriacea (leatherback sea turtle), 799 nucleotides. RefSeq names its product serum amyloid A-5 protein-like. Gene Ontology annotation, cellular component: extracellular region. The coding region runs from base 338 to 721 and encodes 127 amino acids. NCBI's taxonomy places the organism in Eukaryota, Metazoa, Chordata, Testudines, Dermochelyidae. The record is from RefSeq and is a predicted model, not a curated record. The transcript is spliced from 3 exons.